Molecule: messenger RNA, 1272 nt
Organism: Neohortaea acidophila
Lineage: Eukaryota; Fungi; Ascomycota; Dothideomycetes; Mycosphaerellales; Teratosphaeriaceae
Exons: 2
Coding region: 294-1118 (274 amino acids)
Source: RefSeq, a predicted model, not a curated record
GUCCCGCCGCCCGUUCCUCAACACCAUCGCGUCUCCUUCUCCUCUCCUUCUCACCUCUUGUAUACCUUCGCCUUCCUAUCUCCUCACCAAUCCCCGGUGCUACUCUCGCUUGGAACCCUCACUCGCUUUUUGGCCUCGUCCUGGAACUCGAUCUCGUCAACAUUUACGCCGGAAGAACGAUUUAGGCGGCAAUCGCUACUCGCACACUCGGCUCCCACUCAUAGAGCUCGCAUUGGAAACAGCACCCCACCGAUCCACUGCCUCACCCACCAGCAAGCUGUGCUGGUGACUCGAUGCUUACUUGCAUCACGAGCGUCAUCAUGCUCAACUUCCUCUUUGGCUUCCCGCAAAUCGAGGCGGAGAUUGUCCCGCACGGCAUCAUGCCCAAAAGACUGGUUGCCGCUACUGGCGACACGAGCACGAGAACCACGUCACCUACUUCGCAAAGCACGUCCCCGACAACUUCCCCAACAACGUCCCCAACCACAUCCCCAACCACAUCCCCAACCACGUCUCCAACAACGACACCCUCCACCUCGUCCACCCCGAGCACCGUUCUAGUGUCGACCACCGGCUCCGACGGCACCACCUCCACCACAGCCAUCUCAACAAGCUCUCUGUCAUCAUCCAAGUCAAGUACCAAGUCAAGUAGCCUGGUCACCCUCGGCUCGACCACCAUCAAUGCGGCAACACUGAAGAGCAAGACCACCGUAGAGUCUCCCCUCGUCACCGAGCACACCGGACGACGCACAUUUACCUCAUACUACACCGAGAACGGCGUCGUGGGAAGCUCCGCAUUCACCUCGGAUUUCGUGAGCAGAAGCACCACCGGCUACGCGAGGAGCACCAUCUCUCCCUCCCUUGCGGAGGGCGGCGGCAAUGGCAGCAACCUCAGCACCAAUAACAAGGCGGUCAUCGGAGGCGUCGUCGGCGGCCUUGGCGGUGCAGUCGCCAUUGGAGGCCUCGUGUUCGCCCUGUGGCGCGUAUGGGGCCGGAAGAAGCAGCAUGCUCGCGAGCAGUACACCGACGUUCAAAGCAAGCGUGAAUCGGCCAUGACCUUCAACAGCGAAGGGUACAGCAAUUUUGGCGGCAGGGUGAACACUGCCAGCAACUUCUAGUGAGUUGGGUGGCUGGUGCGAUUGGAAUGCCAAUUUCUUCAAUCAUGUAAUGUAUUAGCGUAACGACCGGCACAUCUGGGGUCGGGAUAUUCAACGACGAAACACAAUAUGUAUAGUUAGAUUCCAGCAAAUCACAUCAAAUCCAGAACAUCAA